AUGCAGUCGGCUAUCCAGAUACAACCGCCUGCUAGCUUUGGAGACCUGCUAAGGCAGGCGCGCGGGAGUAGGGACACCAGCCCCAGCCAUAGUCGCAGGCAGAGUGUAGCCCCAAGGCAAGCCGAAGGGAGUGCAAGUGGAAAGGAGGAAACUACACCGGGCAUCACCAUCCCCCCGCGGAGACCACUCCGGCCCGCAGAUAUAGAGCUAGAGGAAAAAAGGGUCGAGGCUAGAGAACGUGAGCUCCGUGCCGCCCUUCAAUCCCUCUCGGACCAGUCUCUCAAGAUCUCGCGCCGCCUAGACGAUACAUAUUACUCAGUCCUCGAGAAGAUAUCCGUCCUGCAACAGACAAUUGGUACAUUACAUGAGCUGUCGGGUCUCACCAGAGAACUACACCAAAACUUCGAAGCAGACACUACAGAACUCGUAGAUGAUGUGACUGGCCAAGUUGAAGCAUUCGACAACUUCGAGACACAGCAAGAGCAAGUCAUCGGCCUUGAGGAGCGGAUCAAAGCAGGAAAAGAAAAAGCAGAUGCUCUGACUGCACGACUUGAACAGGCCAAAGAGCAUGUUGACGCCAAAGCAAAGUUAGAAGCAGAAUUGCAGGCAAAGAACACCAAUUGUAUACGUAUCUUCUGGAGUAUCGUUGGCAUCAUAGCCGCCGUCUUCUUUGCUUUUGUCCUCUUCCAUGCCUCCCGACCGGUUCCUGAUUAUGUUGAACAACAAAAUACCAGACUGGAUCCCGCAUCUCGAGAUGCCAUCUUGAAUGCAGAGAUACCGGAUAUUGCAAAAGAAGCGAUUAUAGGACCACCAACACCCAAACGUAAACCAAUCGUCAAAGUGGAUAGUGCCAAGCGUGUUCUCAAGGACGAUGAGCGUCUCCGUGCAUUCGACGAGCUAUAA
Molecule: messenger RNA, 903 nt
Organism: Bipolaris zeicola 26-R-13
Lineage: Eukaryota; Fungi; Ascomycota; Dothideomycetes; Pleosporales; Pleosporaceae
Exons: 3
Coding region: 1-903 (300 amino acids)
Source: RefSeq, a predicted model, not a curated record